GCCAUGAGUUUCCACCCACUUCAUCCACUCCCAAAACUCUUCAAAAAGAACCAAAUAGAACUCUCGAACUAUAUGGAGGUGGCGAUGAAGAGACGAGAUCUAACUACACAGACAUCGUAAAGGUUGGGGAGAAUCUUUACUGGUUGCAACUAUCCCUAUCCCUUCCUUCAUCUACUUGUCCAGCUCUGUAUUACAGAGCCAAUUCAAGAUUCCCAGUUCAUAGAUCUAUCGCUUUUAUUUAUGUUGUUCUUUUGUUAUGGAGGAUAGAGCUUUUGAUUUUGUAUCCGAUCCCCUAAAAUUGUCUCUAUAUCUUUUAUUCAAUGAUUCAAAGUUGUCUUGGAUCUGGGUUUAUUUUUUUGGUUUGGGUUUGUUUUGGGGAUUAUUCAAUCUUUAAGGCAUCCUAUGUAUUGACAAUCUGUCUGUUCUUGAAGUCCUUCAUUCAUUGUAACAAGGAAUGACCUCUAGGGUAAAAAAAAAUUUCAGCAGUCAAGAAGACUCUACUGCCGGCCGAAAACUGAAAUCCUCGGAGCGACCAUUGGAGUUGUUGAUAUUAAAAUGAGCUACGUGGUUCAAAACUGGUGCGACUCACAGGCUUGUCAGCAAACAUCAGGCUUUUUGAGGGAAGAAUGUGAGAGUGUUGAUUUAGCAGAGGAGAAAGAAGACAAAUAAUUUACCUUUUGGGUUAUUUUUUUUUAAUGUUACUGUGUGAUAGGUCCACGUUUGGUUGAAUCAUGUUAAUGGAUGUUCUACCUUAACUAAAUGUCAUAUUUUUGGGUGGAUUGAUCCGCGUGCAGGAAGUUCUCGCUGUGAUAUGGAGAAUGCAAUGAAGAAGACAACAAGUGAGUUCUAUGCAUAAACUUAAGAGUAUGAUUUUCCCCCAUCAAAUCUCCUGGUCGCAGCUUAGGAAGAUGAAGAGGGCAAACAGGAAGGCAGAAAAAGAAGGAAGAAGAUCAGAAAAUCGGGGAGAAGACGGUCUGUUACAGAACAGAGCUGCCAUGGGUUCUCCUCUCCACCCACUGAAUUGCAGAGAGAGAGGGAGGGAGAGGGAGAGAGUGGCAGGGUGACAGUCCAAACGACACAUAUUAGGAAAGCUUGAAACGGGAAUGGGGUAUGAUGCCUCAAUGCACCGUACAAUUUCUUCCCUUCCAUGACUUGGAGCUAGAAAUCAGUUAGCCCUUAGAAUCUAUUUAGAGUUGAAUUGAACUGGCUGCUCCAAAUGGUUAAAUAAAAGCUUUUGGGUUCUGCUGUUACUUCCUUUCCAAAGAACAUGGAACACAUAGUUAUGUAUCCUCAUUGCGAUGUUAGAUAGUAUGGAGUUUGGGGUUAACCUUGAAGCAGAUGGAUGCUUUCGACACACAAAUCGAACAAACUUGCUGUGGGGUUCACUAAUUGUAACACUGUAGCACAUGAUCAGGUUUGGAGCAAGCUAUGAAAGAUCAUAUUACAUUGUUUUGUUCGAAGCAACUGCUCUAACUGCAUAAAGGUGGCCUUCGUUCAUCUCCUCCAAUCACAGCUCCAAAUCAGCUCAAGUGAGAUAUAGAGGGACACAAUAUCGAUACAAACAGUGCUAAUAGAUGACUUGCACUUGGCAGUGAAGACAAUGAAAGCUAAAUAUGUUAGUUGUGGAAUUGGAGGUGCAGAUCCGUAGGGCCUCGUCAGCCAAGUCGGUUCUUGAACAUCAGCAACAUUGGCUUGAUUGAACAAAGACAUUAGUGUCAGUUAGUCAAACAAAGUCAUGUGAGAGACAUCAACAGCACACUGCAUUGCAGCCUGGCUUGGCGUGAGAAGAUUAUUUACUCUCAAGGAGAUGGCUGGAGGGAAAUCAAAGAAGAGCAAGCGUGUGGAGCCAGCAUCUCGAAAAAUUUCUCGAGGGAAAUCUAAAGAGAAAGAGAUUGAGGAGCCAGUGGAUCCCGGUGAAGAUUUUAUUGAAUUUGAUUGGAGACCGCUUGGUAUCGUACGUAAGGAAAUCCAGGACCAAGGAGACUAUCCUGUGUGCUGGGCUGUCUCAAUAGCCCUAGCUACUGAAGCUAUGCUCAAUCUAACUGAGGAGAAACCAAGGUGGAAGGCAUCAGCACAGGAGAUAAUAGAUUGGAAGUUGACUGAUGAAGAAAAGAUAGGAAAGAAGAUGCCUACUAGGAUCAGUAUCGGCUGGGACUACAUACUCGAUAAUGGACUGUCAAAGGAAGAUAAUUAUGGGUUUACACAGAUGCCCAACUUGGAUAAAGACAGGCCAAUGCAAGGGAUUUUGGUGAAUGGUAUUUACCGAGGUCCGACAGAUAGAAAAGAAAAUCCAAAGUUCGAUCAUGUUAUGCUGCUGGUUGGACAUGGGUACAGGGAACUGGAGACGGGCCAAAAGAUUUACUAUUUUAUUUGCAGAAACUCAUAUGGUCCAGAUUGGGGCGUCAAGGGACAUGUGAAGAUCUUGAGAUUGGUCUCUUUUCCCAGAGAAAUGGAGCACAAGCCAAGCUUUAUAAGGCUUUACACCUACCCGAAACCCAGACUACCAGUUUCAGAGAAGGAAAGUACAAGCAAUCCAAAAGAGGAGAAGGUGAUAGAUUGGGGAAAGAAGGGAAAAGCAAUGAUGCAUAUUGUUGAUAAGGGACAGUCAUCUUCUUCCUCACAAGUUAACUAGUAGUUUGAUCAUAGCUUUCUGUUUAUGUUUCAGUUGUAUUUCUGAGGGAGUUGUCUACAGAGUUGGUAUGAGGUAGGGCUAUCAGCUAGGUUAAUCAGUGGUGUUUCCAAGGGAGAGUUGUCUAUAGAGUAAUUAUGAGCUACGGUGAUUUCUUUUUAAUUUUUGGGUUGUGGCUGUCUGCUGGGCUAAUCUUAGUUAUCGAAUUGUUGGGUGAAUGGAGUUACCUAUUGAAUUCUUAUGGGAGUUCAAUGAUUUAUCGGUUUGGUGUGAACUGAAGGUUGAGUU
This is a messenger RNA of Linum tenue, 2917 nucleotides long. Lineage: Eukaryota; Viridiplantae; Streptophyta; Magnoliopsida; Malpighiales; Linaceae. The record is from the annotation of a GenBank genome assembly.